AUGCCUCCCAAGAAGGUCGUCAAGGAGGAGAAGAUCCCUUUGGGUCGUCCCGGAAACAACCUGAAGAGUGGUAUCGUUGGUCUGGCUAACGUCGGAAAAUCCACCCUCUUCCAAGCUAUUACCAAGUGUUCUCUUGGUAACCCUGCUAACUUCCCCUACGCCACUAUCGACCCUGAGGAGUCUCGUGUCAUUGUUCCCGAUGAGCGUUACGACUGGCUUUGCGAGCACUACAACCCCAAGUCGAGAGUCCCCGCUCACCUUACCAUCUACGAUAUUGCUGGUCUGACCCGUGGUGCCUCUACUGGUGCUGGUCUCGGAAACGCUUUCUUGUCUCACAUUCGUGCCGUCGAUGCCAUCUUCCAGGUCGUCAGAUGUUUCGAUGAUGCCGAAAUUAUCCACGUCGAGGGUGAUGUCGACCCCGUCCGUGAUCUCGAGAUUAUCAGCGAGGAGCUCCGUAUCAAGGAUAUCGAGUUCGUCGAGAAGGCUCUUGAGAACCUGAAGAAGCAGACCCGCCGUGGUGGUCAGUCUCUUGAGAUGAAGAAGCUCAAAGAAGAGGAGGCUACCACAGAGAAGAUUCUCGCCCUGCUCCAGGAGGGCAAGGACGUCCGUCACCAGCACUGGACUCCCAAGGAGGUCGAGGUCAUCAACCCUCUCUUCCUUCUUACCGCCAAGCCUGUUGUCUACCUGACCAACCUUAGCGAGAGAGACUACCUCCGUCAAAAGAACAAGCACUUGCCCAAGGUUGUCGAGUGGAUCAAGGCUCACUCUCCUGGCGAGCCCAUUCUCCCCAUCUCCAUCGCCCUUGAGGAGCGUCUUUCCCGUUUCGAGACCGAUGCCGAGGUCGAGGAGGAGUGCAAGAAGAUUGGUGGCAAGUCUGCUCUUCCCAAGGCCAUCACCACUAUGCGCAAGGCUCUCGACCUUGGCAGCUUCUUCACAACCGGUACCGAUGAGGUCCGUCAAUGGACUAUUCGUAACGGCACCAAGGCUCCUCAAGCCGCCGGUGUGAUUCACGGUGAUUUCGAGAAGACCUUCAUCCAGGCCAUCGUAUACAACUUCAACCUUCUCAAGGAGUUGAAGACUGAAGCCGAAGUCAAGGCACAAGGAAAGAUCAUGACCAAGGGCAAGGACUACAUUGUUGAGGAUGGAGACAUCGUUCUCAUCAAGGCCGGUGCCGCCAAGGCUUAA
Molecule: messenger RNA, 1185 nt
Organism: Aureobasidium melanogenum CBS 110374
Lineage: Eukaryota; Fungi; Ascomycota; Dothideomycetes; Dothideales; Saccotheciaceae
Product: GTP-binding protein YchF
Exons: 4
Coding region: 1-1185 (394 amino acids)
Cellular component (GO): cytoplasm
Molecular function (GO): ATP binding; ATP hydrolysis activity; GTP binding
Source: RefSeq, a predicted model, not a curated record